This is a messenger RNA of Diospyros lotus (date-plum), 1705 nucleotides long. RefSeq names its product 7-deoxyloganetic acid glucosyltransferase-like. Bases 139 to 1575 code for a protein of 478 amino acids. The transcript is spliced from 2 exons. Gene Ontology annotation, molecular function: UDP-glycosyltransferase activity. The record is from RefSeq and is a predicted model, not a curated record. Lineage: Eukaryota; Viridiplantae; Streptophyta; Magnoliopsida; Ericales; Ebenaceae.
CACCCCCUUCGAGAUUCAUUCAAUCCUUAUCCUACCCUUGCCGCCUAUCUCUAUCCACCCACCCACCCAGUAAGAAGCAAGCCCUAAUUCCAAUUCCCCAAAUACUCAAAAAUCAUUGAAUUUUUAACCAAUUCUUCCAUGGCUGAAUCAUCAUCUCACGUACUCAUCUUCCCCUUCCCCGUCCAAGGCCAUGUCAAGUGCAUGCUCCAGCUGGCUGAGCUCCUCUGCCUCUCUGGCAUCCCCUUCCUCACCUUCCUCAACUCUGACCACAACCACCGCCGCCUCCUCCUCGACUCCCACUUCCUCGCCUCCUUCCCCGGAUUCCGCUUCGCCUCCCUCCCCGACGGCCUCCCCCCCGACCAUCCCCGCUCUGGCAUCCGCAUUUUCGAACUCUUCGACUCCAUCUCCGCCGUCACGAAGCCUCUCUUUCGCGACAUGCUGCUCUGCGGCCGGCUCAAUUGCGACGGCAGGCCUCCGGUGAAUUGCAUCAUAGCCGAUGGCAUAUUCAUGUCGUUCGCCAUUGACGUUGCGGAAGAGGUCGGAAUCCCCCUGGUUUCUUUUCGGACGUUCAGCGCCAGCUGCUUUUGGACCUUUCUUUGCAUCCCAAGGCUCAUUCAAGCCGGCGACCUUCCCAUCCGAGGGGAUGACGACGACAUGGGCAGAGCUGUAUCAUCGGUGCCGGGCAUGGAGAGCUUCCUCCGCUUCUGCGAUCUUCCCAGCUUCUGCCGCGCCGCCGAUCCCUCCGACCGGGCGCUGCAGAUCGUCGCCACCGAGACUCAUCUCACCACUCGAGCCCACGCCCUCAUCCUUAACACCUUCGACGAACUCGAAGGUUCCGCCCUCUCCCACAUCCGCCGCCACAUCCCCAACCUCUACGCCGUCGGCCCGCUCGGGGCCUUCCUCCACGCCAAACUCCCGGAGUCUUCGCGGCGCUCCUCCACCAGCCUCUGGCAAGAGGACCGAACCUGCAUGGCUUGGCUCGACGCCCGGCCGCCCAAGUCCGUCGUUUACGUGAGCUUCGGGAGCAUUACGGUUUUGACGAGGGACCAGCUCCUCGAGUUCUGGUACGGCCUGGUGAACAGCGGGAAGCCGUUCUUGUGGGUCGACCGGCCGAACUCCGUCGCCGGGGAGCAGCAGGUCCCAAAGGAGCUCGCGGCGGCGACGAGGGAGCGCGGGUACGUGGUGGGGUGGGCGCCGCAGGAGGAGGUGUUGGCCCACCCGGCUAUUGGCGGGUUUUUGACGCACAGCGGGUGGAACUCGACGCUGGAGAGCUUGGUCGCCGGCGUGCCAAUGAUCUGCUGGCCGUACUUCGGCGACCAGCAGAUGAACAGUCGGUUUGUGGGGGAGGUGUGGAAGGUGGGGGUGGACAUGAAGGACUGUUGCGAUCGGGUGAUUGUUGAGAAGAUGAUAAGAGAUGUGAUGGAGGUGAGGAGAGAGGAGGUUGAGAAGUCGGCCAUGCAGAUGGCGGAGACGGCGAGGAAGGCCGUCGCGGGCGGAGGGUCUUCGCGCGCCAGUUUGGAUCGGUUGGUUGAGGAUAUCAAGUUGAUGACUGGACGUCGUAAUGCAACUCAGUGAGUUCGAUGGCCACUGAGUCAUGCUAUAUAUAGCUAUAUAUAUAUAUAUUAAAAUCAUCUUCAAUAUAAAAAGUAUAUGUAUGUAUUUUGUGAUUAAUUAUAUCUAUAAUAUGUGCUUCUUACAGCUUUCA